AUGACAACCACACUGCGUGACGCAUCGCCGAACAUGCCCGACGAAGACCCCCGCGCGCGCGACGCGCGCGAUGACGACGCGGACGAACCCGCGCGUUUGCUCUGUCCCAUCACGCGCGCGGCGUAUCGCGACCCCGUGUUCGUGCCGAGCUCUGGGAACACCUACGAGCGGGACGCCCUGGAAGAGUUCUGGCGUCGCUCUCCCGGACCGGCGCGAGAUCCGCUGACGAACGAACCCGUGAUGGAUCGUAAGGUGUACACGAACUGGGAUAAGCGGCGAGAGGUGGCGGAGUGGUUGAGCGCGAACCCGACGCGGACGCCGAGCGGUUGGGAGACGCGCGAGCAACCGACGCCGAAAAAAGAACGCGAUGGCGCGCCGAACGGACGGACGCGGAUGUUCGGUGGUGAAAACGGUGGAGGUGGUGGCGCGCGAAGAGCGGUGACGAUCGGGGCGGUGGUGGCGCUGGCUCUUUUGGCGGCGAGCGCGGUCGGCGGCGUCGCGUCGCCGAGCGCGUGGUGGACGACGGGGGCGAGAGGAGGCGCGCGUGGCUCGCCGAGGAUGCCCCCGAUCGACGAAUUCGGCGUCGUGCGAGAGAUCAAGGCGCCGGUGGGUUCGAGGAUUCGCGCGAAGAGGGUGGAUCGAGGGUCGACGCCGGCGUUGGAAAUUGCGAUACCGUCUCAGUCGAUGAACACGGCGUCGUUGUUGUUUAGCAUUCCGUGGUUUGCCAUCACGGGGACGUGGACGUACGGGGCGUGGAACGGUGCUAAUCCGAUGUUCGCCUCUUUCAGCCUCCCGUUCUGGGCCGUGGGAUUCAACAUGAUUCAUCAGAGCGCGACGAGCGCGUUUGAGAGCACGCGAUUGUUACUCACCGCGGAUCGAUUUUACCUCGAGAAAACCAUCUUCGAUCGACGCAUGUUCUUCUUGAGAGGGUCAAUCGAUGACAUUGAAAAAUCAGCAGUGGAGACGUACGCUUACGUGAACGGGGUUCCACAGACCAAUCUGGUGUUGUAUCACGGAAUAAAGUCGCACGUCUUGGCCAGAGGACUGCACGCGACGGAGGACGAGUUCAUCGUCGAUGAGAUUCAUCGAUUUCUCAAGAAAUAUCGAACGAAACGAUCUUCAUCGUCGUCAAAUGGUGGCGGAGACGUCAAGAUAGACACCACGACGCCGUACUUCGCACGCGCGCGCAUGUAA
Messenger RNA from Ostreococcus tauri, 1194 nucleotides. RefSeq names its product Zinc finger, RING/FYVE/PHD-type. Lineage: Eukaryota; Viridiplantae; Chlorophyta; Mamiellophyceae; Mamiellales; Bathycoccaceae. Gene Ontology annotation, biological process: protein ubiquitination. The record is from RefSeq and is a predicted model, not a curated record. Bases 1 to 1194 code for a protein of 397 amino acids. Gene Ontology annotation, molecular function: ubiquitin-protein transferase activity. The transcript has a single exon.